AUGGUGCAACAGAAGGUCGAGGAAGUCGAGCAGCUCGUCAACAGCUUGAAUGCGGCGACCAAAAAGUCUAAGAACGAGGGGAAACGAACCUUCUCCUGCAGAAAGUCCACCUUUCCUGUGGCCCUCACGAACAUCUCCGUCGACUCGUGGAAGUUCCUAGAUCACGAAUACAAACGCCAAGAUCUCCCCACCUACGCUCGAGGCCUGUUCACUACGCGAAGAAAAGAUGGAACCGCUGAAAUCGUGACCCGUGGAUACGACAAGUUCUUCAACGUGGACGAAGUGAACACGACACAAUGGCGCAAUAUCGAGACGCAGACACGGGGACCCUACGAGCUGAGUGUGAAGGAGAACGGAUGCAUCAUAUUCGUGUCGGGAUUGGAGGAUGGCACGCUGCUGGUUUGCAGUAAACAUUCGACCGGAAAGAGGGCAGACGCGGAUGUCAGCCAUGCUGAAGCCGGAGAACGCUGGGUUGAGACGCAUGUUCGUGCUGUGGGCAAGACUGCCAAAGAUCUCGCCCGGGAACUGCGCGAUAUGAACGCAACCGCCGUGGGAGAGCUCUGUGACGACACUUUCGAGGAACACGUUCUUGCCUACGACGAGUCCGCUGCGGGUAUCUAUCUCCAUGGUAUCAACUUCAACGUGCCAUACUUUGCGACGCUUCCGGGCUUAGAGGUACACAAGUUUGCCGACAAAUGGGGUUUCAAGAAGGCGAAUUUCGUUCAGUUUGAAGAUCUUCAGUCAGCCAAAGGAUUUCUUGACAACUGUGCUGAAACCGGAACAUGGGACGGUCGGGAGACCGAGGGAUUCGUGAUUCGAUGCCAGAAGAUUGAACCAGGUUCCGGGGUUUAUGGGGAUUGGUUUUUCAAGUACAAGUUUGAAGAACCCUACCUCAUGUAUAGACAGUGGCGUGAAUGUACCAAGUCGGUCAUCGCUGGAAAAGUCCCCAGAAUUAAGAAGCACAAGAAGAUUACCGAGGAAUAUUUGCAGUACGCCCGGAGACAGCUGGUCAAGGAUCCCAAACUGGCAAAGCUCUACAACCAGAACCAUGGUAUCAUUUCUAUGCGCGACGGCUUCCUCCGGGAGCGUGGUUUGAACGGAUCUGAGAUCAUCGCCAUGGAAACCGAGACUGAAGGUCAAGAUGUGGAACACAGUGUGGUCCUGGUACCCGUGGCCUCUCUCGGUUGCGGCAAAACAACUGUCGCCGUUGCCCUGACCAAGCUAUUCCAAUGGGGCCACGUACAAAAUGACAACAUCGCCCAGAUGAAGAACAAGAAGAAGAAGUUUGUGAUUGAUAUCACGAAUGCCCUUGCCGUGUGCCCGGCCGUUAUUGCAGACCGCAACAACCACAUGAAGCGCGAGCGGGAACAGAUCAUUCAGGAUAUCCAGGAAAUCGUCCCGAAUGCCCGGUUUGUCGCGAUGCAGUACGUCCACGAACCCAAGGACCAAAUGUUGGACGGCAUCCGGGAAGUGACUCGACGACGUGUGCUAGACCGAGGUGAUAACCAUCAGACGAUCCGGGCCGGUAGUAAGAGCACGGACGAGAUUAUCGGUAUCAUGGAAGGAUUUCUGGGCCGGUUCCAAGGUGUUGAUACGGAGCGGGCACCGGAUGACAAUUUCGACGAGGUUAUCAACCUGGACGUUUCUGCUUCAUCCCGGGAGAAUCUGGAAAAGGUUGUCAACGCUUUGCACUCUGUCUACCCGAGCCUGGUACCUCAGGUGCCUUCAGCACAGGAACUGGAUCAGGCGAUCGAUUCGGCCAUGCACGACUACCAAGUUGAACAAGAUCUCAGCUUCUCCUAUGGCAAACAGAAACAAAAGCAAGAAACAAACAGGGACAACAACAACCAGCAGAAGCCAGCUGCAGGAUUACCCUCUCCCGUUGCCAUCGCCAAAAAGAUUGAAUACUUCAACAUCUCCCUCCCCGCAAAAGAAGUCUCCAACCUCCUCCACUCCCUCUUUCCGCCAUCCACCCCGCCCGAAAAAGCCCGUCUGUAUCACCAACUAGUGAACUCCCGGCGCGUGCAGGCCACCUUCCAUGUGACGCUCAUCCACCGUGCCUCUAAGAAGGACCACCCACAGCUCUGGGACCGCUACUUCAAAACCUACAUCAACAAGUUACACGAGAAACAUAACGAGAACCCCGCCGAUACCUCUGAAACAUCCCCCUUGGGAUCCGCGCGCAUCCGGCUCGAGCGCCUCAUCUGGGAUUCCCGGCUCAUGACCUUUGUCGCCCGCAUCCUACCCUCGGAAGACAGCACCGCCAACAACAGUGGCGCUGACAACAACGGUGAUGGCAGUGGCAGUGAUGAUGGAUUCUGGCCAUGCGCGAACGCCCUCCCGCACGUUACUGUCGGUACCGUGUCGCCUAAUAUCAAGCCCAAGGAGAGUAAUGACUUGCUGGCGAAGUGGUUACAGGUCGGCUCCGGGGGUGAGACGGGAAUUUGGGAGGCCGAGCUUCCGGGUAUCAAGGUUGUGCAGGGGACGGUGGGGGUUGUUAUGAGUCGGAAGUAA
This is a messenger RNA of Aspergillus ruber CBS 135680, 2514 nucleotides long. Its product is annotated as tRNA ligase. The record is from RefSeq and is a predicted model, not a curated record. Lineage: Eukaryota; Fungi; Ascomycota; Eurotiomycetes; Eurotiales; Aspergillaceae. Gene Ontology annotation, molecular function: ATP binding; phosphoric diester hydrolase activity; GTP-dependent polyribonucleotide 5'-hydroxyl-kinase activity. The coding region runs from base 1 to 2514 and encodes 837 amino acids. Gene Ontology annotation, biological process: tRNA splicing, via endonucleolytic cleavage and ligation. Gene Ontology annotation, cellular component: nuclear inner membrane. The transcript has a single exon.